This is a messenger RNA of Spirometra erinaceieuropaei, 2964 nucleotides long. The record is from the annotation of a GenBank genome assembly. Lineage: Eukaryota; Metazoa; Platyhelminthes; Cestoda; Diphyllobothriidea; Diphyllobothriidae.
AUGGGUCGUCGAGGGUGGGUCUCCUCCAGCGUGCUAUAUUUCCUGAUAGUAGCCUUCAUGGUUUCUUGUUAUGGUUAACUCUUGUGCGUAUAUUAGCGUCAGAGCCUGUUUGAAAUUCUCGGAUGUCCUUUUCAAAAAAAUCUUACUGGCAAACAGCUGUUUGCCCUUUGACACUGGUAACGCCACACUCGUCCAAGGCCAGCCCCAAUGAUUGGUCUGCGGCUAGUUCAAUGUCAACCGUUCUCUCAGGCAUAACUCGUCCAACAGUUCCUCUUUGCAAUUAGCGUCCUACGCAAGACAGAGAUUUACGGACCUCAGUUGAACCAGCAACACUGUCCCGCCUGUAAAUCCUAGGAGUCACCGUCAACGUCUGUCGUCCUAUUCACUGUUACUAAAACCUUGCGUAAGAGUGAAUGCUGGUAACUAUGGGCAUCCAUAUAUGGGAGAGACACGGGACGCUCUUCAAAUAGACUCUCCCACUGCUCACUCAUCGACGUCGAUGUGUCCACCGAAGAGGAAAUAGGGGUGUCUGAUGACUCUGAGCCUGUGGAUGAAACUCUCGGCGAAGAUGAUGACUUUGGCGGGUACUUCUCCCUCAUUAUCUCAGCAAUUGCACGGAUACGGCUUCUAAACUCUCUAUCGACACGCCUACGAUAAGUUCUCCGACAAAUUGGUCUGAACAUAAGGAAAAGAAAACGGAUAAACUCAAUAUUAUCGGUUAAUAGAGAAGGUAAAGCUCAGGACAGCUAUGCGUGCGCUCAGCAGCAUGGCAAGGCAGGAAGUGACGCCCAUGGGCGCCUGCACGGGCGACCACGCCAAACAAGCACGCCGUGCUAUCGAUAAAAACCGAUACCAAUAUCAGCGUGCGCUCACUCAUGCGCGCCCCUGGGAAAAAUGCCGAUACGGCUGCAGUCAACCAAUCAGAGGCCAGUUGCGAGCGAGAUGCGAGCAGCGAGUCUCGAUUCGCAAGUCAUUGCUAUUAGGGUAAGAGAUCAGUUCUUCCUACCUUUCGACUGUCGCGAGCGAUUUGAGGCUAUCAGGCUUGUAGUUUGCUUUUCUACAUUACCGACAGAACAAAGCAAUAGUAAAUAAAACCUCGUGUCCAACCUGUGUUCGCCACGUGCUUUCUUGAAAGCGGUUAAUUAUCCCACCUACUUCGGUUCUUUUUAUGGCCGACAGAACGAUCCCGUGAGGUGUGGAUCUGUUCAAAAUUCUGACGUUCGUGUCCUGUUGUCUCUCUGUAUCUCAUGUCUCGUCAUUCGGUCCAGCAGACAAGAUCGGACGUAUGGAAUUUCAGCGAAUGAACUAUGUUCUAUAACUUAAAUGUUACCUGCACCACUUUGUGAGCUGCAGAAGCCUGGUUUGUUUAACGACGACCUCGGAAAAGCACUCUGGAGCUGACAGACAAUUCCUUAGACUUGGGACUUUACCGCUUACUGGGGGUGUCACUUCCAGGUGUCUUUAAGAAACCUACAACUAAGAUAUUUCGAUGAGUUGUACUUUAUACGCUCGCAUUUCUGCCUAGCCUAACUGACUCCGCAUAGCACCUUUUCAGGUCUGUCGUACUCCAUUCUCCGCCUAUGAAGGCCAAGUAUUGGAGACCGAAAAACCAUUGCUAUACCCUGGGAAGCCUUGUCGAGCUCUUGCUAGCCUCCUUUUCCCCUGCUGGCAUCAUCGACUGACUUUCACCACGUCCCAAUUAAGACCGCGUGACCAAGCCUGUGCAUAGUCGCAAACCAUGUGGGACGACCACCUACAUGUGGUGUACGCUAUGUGCUGGUUUCCUCCACUUUCAUUGCUAACGGUUGGAAACCACCCCUUCGAAGUGUUUGCUUAUGGGACUGUAGUUGCUUUGCGUAUCUCUCGGCAUUUGGACGUCAGACUAUCCAGCGUUUCUUUUUUGCCGAGAUCUGCUGUCGAUACACCCCCUUGGAUUUAGUGAUGUCUGCCAGGGUUGCAUCAACUAGCGAUGGCAGACCUCCAGAGAUGUAGAGUACGAUCAGGUCUGCCUUUAUAAUUUACCCGUUCCAGUUUCAAGAUCGCUCCUCUAAUCCAAUUUAUCUUUAAUACAUUGAUUGUAAGAGGCUACGAAAGUCUCCCAUCGUCAUUCCAAUCAUCCGCCUGAAGCGUUGUAGCAUAGCCUGAGACUACUACUGCGCAGUCUUGACUCAUCCCUGCAUUCAUGUUACACAGAGAACAGACAUUUUUUCCAGCUCCUUAUUUACUUUGUCAUGGGGUGAGGGCGUCGUAAGGUUCGUCAGGGUUGUAACGAUGACUUUUAUGUAGAUGCUCAGCAGACGUCGGGCCCUAAGACCUAGUCCUUAUUAGGGAUAUAGAGCCCAAUUUCGAUCGAAAGUUGUCUGUGCUGUUGAACUGAAUAAUUCGCAUCGUUUACCGUUUUGCCUACGCCGUUGAGAGCGGUAUGUCUGCUUCAGGCCCUCAAACUUAAUUCCCAGCUAGGUAAAAAUGCCUUUCUCCUCGUUUCCAGCGAGUUGCUGCCCACUGAACGCAAUACCCUCCCCCCAUUAUCGUGUAGUCCUAUUUCAUACUUGAUUGCAUUCACCGCUCAUUGGCAGAGGAUAUUUCUGACUGUGUUUUAGGUCACCCAGUCGUCCGGCUGCGCGUCCUAUGCCGAUGCGGUCUCCACCGCCUCCGCCGCCGCCUCAGCCUGCUCCAAUGCAGCCACAGCAGCCGAGUCUCUUUAAGCAGAUGGCUGCUACAGCAGGAGGUGUGGCAGUGGGGUCUGCCGUCGGUCACGCUGUGGGACAUGCUCUAACCGGCAGCAGCGGUUCACAGCCAGAAACCGUUUAUGCCCAGCAGCCAGCUGCCAACCCAGCACAAAAUCCCUGCCAGUAUCAAAUCGAUGAGCUCGUUCGCUGUUCGGUGAACCAGUCGGAUAUCAACCUCUGUAGUGGAUUUGCUGAGGCACUCAAAGAGUGCAGGAGAAGCUACAACAUCUAUUAG